ACUCUUUAGAUCUCCCUUGAAGAGGGCUGGUAUAUUUGUGCCUGCUGGAGGUGGAAUUAACUGUAAGAAGGAGAAAGGGAGUGAAUGGAAGUAGAGGAAGGUUUUCAAGUAAAUACAGGGAAACACAUUUACUUGAAUAGUACAACCUUGAGUCGUAUUUUACACUAGGACGACACAAAAGAUGUUAAAGUUAUCACCAAGCUGCCGGACAAAUAGAUAUUCCAACACCAAGGUGCAGAGCAGCAUAGAUCUGUGAUGCAGAAAUCAGGAUUUGUCUUGGAAAGAGCUUCAGGGUUGAGAAGAACUCAAGAGCAAGUGAAGAUAACUUUGGGAGCUACAGUUUAUCAGAAGAUCAACUUUCGUUAAUUCAAAUACCAAAGGCCUGAUUAUCAUAAAUUCAUAUAGGAAUGCCUAGGUCAUCUGAUCAAAUAAUAUUAGCCGUCUUCAGCUACAUCAAUGCAGCAAAAACUCUUAACAACUGUGGAUAAUUGGAAACUUGAGUUUCAGUUUUCUUAGAAAUAACUACUCUUGACAUAUUCCAAAAUAUUUAAAAUAGGGCAGGAAAAUCAGUGAGGAUAUUGGGUACAGAAAUGUCACUGUCAUGAAGAAUAGGUAAAUUUGUUUUUUCUGCUACUGGGGAAUUGUACCUCCUUGAAACUUAGAUUUUUUUUUUAAGAGGACCAGCAGGACUAAAAACAUCAACUUUGCUUUUGGACAAAAAUGCAUCUGAGUGUAUUUUUAUUUAGGGGUAUUGUGGGUUUCCUCUGGAGCUGCUGGGUUUUACUGGGUUAUGCAAAAGGAGGUUUGGGAGACAAUCAUGUUCACUCCAGUUUUAUUUAUAGAAGACUACGGAACCAUGAAAGACGGGAAAUACAGAGGGAAAUUCUCUCUAUCUUGGGUUUGCCUCACAGACCCAGACCAUUUUCACCUGGAAAGCAAGCUUCUUCUGCACCUCUCUUCAUGCUGGACCUAUACAAUGCGAUGGCCAAUGAAGAAAAUCCUGAGGAGUCGGAAUACUCAGUGAGGGCAUCCCUGGCAGGAGAGGGCAGAGGAGCAAGAAAGGGAUACCCAGCCUCUCCCAAUGGGUAUCCUCGUCGCAUUCAGUUAUCUCGAACGACUCCUCUGACCACCCAGAGUCCUCCUCUAGCCAGCCUACAUGAUACCAACUUUCUGAAUGAUGCUGACAUGGUCAUGAGCUUUGUCAACUUAGUUGAAAGGGACAAGGAUUUUUCUCACCAGCGAAGGCAUUACAAAGAAUUCCGGUUUGAUCUGACUCAAAUUCCUCAUGGAGAAGCAGUUACAGCGGCUGAAUUUCGAAUAUACAAGGACCGGAGCAACAAUCGAUUUGAAAAUGAAACAAUUAAGAUUAGCAUAUAUCAGAUCAUCAAGGAAUAUGCAAAUAGGGAUGCAGAUCUGUUUUUGUUAGACACAAGAAAGGCCCAGGCUUUAGAUGUGGGUUGGCUUGUCUUUGAUAUCACUGUGACCAGCAAUCAUUGGGUGAUUAAUCCACAGAACAAUUUGGGCUUACAACUCUGUGCAGAAACAGGAGAUGGACGCAGUAUCAACGUCAAAUCUGCUGGUCUGGUGGGAAGACAUGGGCCUCAGUCAAAACAACCGUUCAUGGUGGCUUUCUUCAAGGCGAGCGAGGUACUCCUGCGAUCCGUGAGAGCAGCCAACAAACGGAAAAACCAAAGCCGCAGUAAAUCCAGCUCUCACCAGGACUCCUCCAGAAUGCCCAGUGUCGGAGAUUAUAAUACGAGUGAACAGAAACAAGCCUGUAUGAAGCAUGAGCUCUAUGUGAGUUUCCGGGACCUGGGAUGGCAGGACUGGAUUAUAGCACCAGAAGGAUAUGCUGCAUUUUACUGUGAUGGAGAAUGUUCUUUUCCACUCAAUGCCCAUAUGAAUGCUACCAACCAUGCCAUAGUUCAGACUCUGGUUCAUCUGAUGUUUCCUGACCACGUACCAAAGCCUUGUUGUGCUCCAACCAAAUUAAACGCCAUCUCUGUGCUAUACUUUGACGACAGCUCCAAUGUCAUUUUGAAAAAAUACAGAAACAUGGUAGUGCGCUCCUGUGGCUGCCACUAAUAUUAGAUAAUAAUGGAAAUAAGAAAAAGAUCUGUAUUAAGGUUUAUGGCUACAAUAAAAAGUAUACUUUCAGACAAAAGGAGAAUU
Molecule: messenger RNA, 2172 nt
Organism: Myotis davidii
Lineage: Eukaryota; Metazoa; Chordata; Mammalia; Chiroptera; Vespertilionidae
Gene: BMP5
Product: bone morphogenetic protein 5
Exons: 7
Coding region: 721-2085 (454 amino acids)
Biological process (GO): SMAD protein signal transduction
Cellular component (GO): extracellular region
Molecular function (GO): growth factor activity; cytokine activity
Source: RefSeq, a predicted model, not a curated record